UCUCACUUGGCUGGAAGGAUGGUCAUUUUAAAACUUUUGUCACACAAGAUGAAAAGAGAAAGAGGAAACCAUCCCUAUGCAGUAGAAGUUCUCUUUGGGUUCCUCUUGGCUGUCUUUCCUGGCACCAGUGCCUGUCCUAAGCUUUGUGCCUGCUAUGUCCCGACUGAAGUCCACUGCACCUUCCGGUAUCUAACUACCAUCCCACUGCACAUCUCUCAAAAUGUCGAACGCAUCAAUUUAGGUUACAACAAUUUGGUUAAACUGACUGAGACAGAUUUUUCUGGCCUGGACAAACUGGAAUUGUUGAUGUUGCACAGUAAUCAGAUACAUACAAUUCAAGACAAGACAUUCUCUGAUUUACAUUUGUUAAAGAUCUUAAAGAUGAGCUAUAAUCAAAUCAAAGUUAUUCAAGCAGAUACAUUUCAUGGUCUCGUGGCUUUGGUACGUUUGCACCUGGAUCAUAAUAAAAUUGAAUUUGUAAACCCAAAAUCUUUCUAUGGUCUCACAUCAUUGAAGUUAGUCCAUUUGGAAGAAAAUUUACUUAAACAACUUCAUCCAGAUACUUUUGUCACUUUGAGGUACCUCAAGGUGUUCAGAACAUCUGCCAUAAAGCAUAUCUACUUGUCAGACAACUUCCUGACUUCUCUGCCACAAGACAUUUUCUCAUAUAUGUCUGAACUAGAAAGUCUCUAUCUUCAUGGAAACCCUUGGACUUGUGAUUGUGCUUUGAAAUGGUUUGCCAAAUGGGCAGAAAGGCAUUCAGAUGUUGUAAAAUGCAAAAAAGGCAAAGAGGCUACAGAUGCACUGCAAUGUCCAUUGUGCACCAACCCCAGGAAUUCUAAAGAAAAACACUUAACUGAAAUUCCACUACCUUCAUUUAAUUGUAGUAAACCAAGUAUAGACACAGAUUUAAAAUUGAAAACUGAAACUAUGGUAGAUGAUGGAGAAUUCACUUCAGUGUCUCCCAAAGAUUUUAUGGCCCCUAUAGGAUCUGUGUCAUUAAACUUAAUAGACCAAUCAGGAAAUCAAGCAAACAUAGUUUGUAAUGUACAGAAACCUUCAAAAAUGUCUCCAGUUAUAUUUACAAAAACAGAUAAUAACACGCUACUUGAAAUAUCAUUGUCAACUUUUCUUAAGUGUAGCAUUGACCACAAUCGUAUUCAUCAACUGUGGAGUAUUCUUGCUCUUUAUAGUGAUUCUCCACUAAAAUUGAGACAGGAACACUUAUUAACAGAAAUGCCUUAUAUUCGUUACAAGUACAAACAAAUAGAUUCUAAAAAUGAAGACCUUUUCACCGACAUAGAAGCUGAACUGACAGCUGAGCCUCCUUGGUUGAUGCAGAGUCAAGUGUCAAUGCAAUUGGACAGGACCACAACUACACUCAAUAUGCUGCAUAUCCAAUAUUCAAUUGAUGCUCAAAUCAUUCUUCCUGAUGAUGUCCCAAAGCCCACCAAACAAACGUGGGCCAUGAUCUUACGAGACAAGAAUUCCAAAACUGAAUAUUCGGUUUUAGUCAAUAGUUCUGUAGAAUUGGAUUGCCAAGCAAUUGGAGACCCUGCCCCUGUAACUGAGUGGCUAUUACCUGAUGGGACCAAGGUUAAGGCUCCAUAUGUAAGUGAAGAUGGAAGAAUAGUAAUAGAAAAAUCUGGUAAGCUCUCACUACAUUCAGCAGAUCAUUUUGACACUGGACUUUAUCACUGUAUAGGAACCAACUAUGAAGAUGCUGAUGUCUUAACUUUUAGAAUUACAGUGAUAGAUCCAAGUCUUAAGCACAAACUUUUAAAUGGACAACAGCUUUCAGUGUUUUUAGGUGAAAGUAUUGAUCUUCCCUGCCUUUCUACAGAUGGCCCAAGUGCCUCUAUUAAUUGGGUCAUACCAGGAAACAUGAUUCUUCAUAGUUCUUUUAAAAAUAAACUUCUGUUUGACAAUGGCACAUUAAAAAUACAACCAAUAACAGGACAAGACAAUGGCCACUUCAUGUGUAUAAUGGCCAAUAAAUAUGGUGUAGAUUAUUUGGUUUACCAAUUACUUGUUAAAAGUAAUUUGAGCAAGUCACAACACCUCAUAAAAAAAGAUACUCAACUAAGUAGUGAAGCAACAGAAGGGUCUGGCAACCAAGAACAUGACUUUAAUGGUCAAAUUAAAAAAUUUCCUUCGGUUCCUGCUGAGGUAACUAGCCAAACAUCCACGCAAAAUUCAUUUACAAAUUAUUACAUACAAAAUAAAACCAAAAACAACUACAAAGAAGUAUACAGGAUCAAUAGAGGCAAGAUAAGCAGAAGGUUUAGAGGACAAAAGAGAUUUGGUCUCUCUACCAAGAGAAUCAAUCCAUUGCAUUGGGCGACAUUUUUAGAAAAAACAAGGAAUAUCACAUUGUUAAGAAGACAAGAAAAUAUAACAGUAAAACCAACCGAAAAGAUAUUUCUGUCUUCAAAGAGCUCAGGAAAUGAAGAAGAGAUAUCUGGAGAUGAUAUAUUAGCCGAGGAAGAACUUAUAUUUUUAGCAACUAGAAGACCUUCAAAAUACACCUUGAGAGAAGCAUCAGGAAAUGUAGUGACAGCAAAAUUUGGAAGUAUAUCAGAUAAUUACAGCUCCUUUGCAACACAUGCCACAGUUACAGAAUCAGAACCUUCAGCAACCAGUUCUGUGGUUAUGCAGUCUGAGACACCUACGAACCAGAAUUGGCUAAAUAAGCCAAAACCUGAAAUAAAAGGAAUAAGCCUUGAAAGAUAUCAAACACUGCCUACGCCACCAACCCUGAUGGAAGUAACAAUGCCCUCAUUGUUUAAAGAACCCAACAGUGCAGGAAACACUUCAAAUUCUUUUCAGACAUUGGUAACAUCUGAAGAAGCUAAUGUCUAUUUUAAAAGCAAGCCAACAGUAACACCAACAGUGGCUAUUACUAAUAAUAGCCAAUUUAUAAUUUCACACAGAAUUGUUGAAAAACCUGAUUUAUUGGCAGAAAAUGCUAAGGAAGUGUCAAAAAAAUCAAACCAUCAAGUGCCCUCAACAGCAAUCAGUCUGUCUAAUGAUGCAUCGCAACAUGGCUAUAUUUACAGUAGAAAAAAAAUUACAUUUCAGGUAUCUCCAGGCUCAACUAUUCUUACCCAGCAACAGAUUGAGGUAGCUAAGGAUUCUGCAACUCAUAGUCCAUUCCCCAGAUGGUACAGCAGACGAAGAAAAACCUUUGGAAGAAGACGAAUUAUUAGACCUGACCGUAUUCCCAGUAAUGCAGGGCAUAGAUUUGCUUUUCCUAGAUCAGGGUUUGUUCCAGAAAGCUCAAGUCUUACUCUCCCUGCAGAAAUAAGCAUACCAACUCCUUCUAAUAUAUCUGUUGAAUCAUUUAGCCCACAAACAUUUAUGUAUGCAUCGAUCAAACCUCAGCAUCCAAAAUCAACAAUUUCAAGUCACACUGUGAUAUCCUCAAGUAACAAGAUAGAUACAGAUGAAGUGUAUGAAGCUUCUACAACUCUCCCCUUCUUCUCUAAAAGCACCCAGAUUGCUCCACAAAGAAAAGUAAAAUCAGAUAUACAUCAAGCAAUCCCUGAUAUAGAUCCAUCAGAUAACAUCCAAUUCACAACUGAUAUCCAUAAAUCUAAGUUUAAUAGAAAAAGUACAUUUACUGGAGCUAAUAUAUUACCUUUCAUAAUCAAAUCCACUAUUCCCUCUUUUAGUACCCAUGAUGUCUCUUCCAGUGUUUCAAAUGGAGAAAUACCAUCACCUAAUGCUUUUGUUACCAGCUAUGUCCAAAAAGAGCUACUGCAGAAGCAAUUGAUAAUACAAACAAAACCCACAUCUGAAAUACCUGUUACAGAUUUUCACACCUCAGGCCCAACAUUCAAAAAUUCACCAAUAUAUGAAACUGAUGUUUCCAAAAGUGACAAUCAAACCGAUGUUCCCAUAGACUCAUAUCAUAUCACACAUAUCAGUGAGAAUAUAUCAUUACUAAAAGACAAUCCAAUAGUAUCACUCAGUACUACAGAAUCACCAUCCCCAGGGCUUAUGUACAAUGUUACAACUGAUCUUAAUAAAGAAACUGAUACUACAACUAUCCAACUGAUUCAUAAUCCUGCUACCACUUCUGCAAACAAGAUUUUCAAACUCAAAACAUUUCGAAGACAUAGAAAGAAGGGUCAAAGGAGGAGAAGACCUCUGCAAAAGUCAAUGCCUUUCCAUAGAAACAUUUCGAUCAAAGAAUUUGUAAUACCCUUUAAAAAAAUUAUUCCUUCUCCUAUUAUGAAAACAAUAAAAAAUGUAACUGAACCUCCUAGUCGCAUACUGACUGAAUUGUUUCCAAAAUUCACCACUAUGGAUAUAGAUGCAGUUACACCACAACCAGCAAUUCUUAGCACAGCAGAUAUAAAAAAAGACAAUACAUUCUUAAAUAUCACUCAGGAAUCCCUUGACAAUGCUUAUACCAUUAAGCCACCAAUGGAACUGUCAACUGAAAAACUUUCAUCUACAGGUCCACAGAUUGAAAUGUCAUGGGAUACAACAAAGAUAAGCACAGCAUUAUCAUACAUAUCCUUGGUAACAACUGGACCAAAGUUUACUAAAGUAGCACAAACUAUUAGACAAGUGAAUAAGGAAGCUUACCCAUAUGUGGGACAAACUGCAGCUCCAAAAACACAAAUAACAAAAACAGCUCUUCAUGUAAAAAAUGAGAUAAAUCCACACAUUCCUACUAAUGCAAUUUACAUGACCACUAGUCCAUUACUAUCCCAAGCAAGACUUAUCCAAGCUACACAAACUACUUUGUCUCCCAGAUGGGGUAAAAUUUCACGGCAGUUUCCAUUUUCUAAAAUCAGAGAUAUUGGAAAACCACUCAUAAUUAACACAUUCACUGUAUUAAAAUCACCUCAAAGCUCCACCCUGUAUACUCCUUUGUGGAAGACAGAAAAAAACAAUUACAUCAGAAACUGGUCUGAAAGAACAGGCCAUGUAGCCUCCACCACCAAUCCAGAAGGUUUAAAUUCAUUCUAUCAAACCAGAUUGGCAAAACCCAGAAUAAGUGGAGGAAAAUUUGCAGUGUUUACCGUCCUGGCUAAUUCAGAUGCUUUCAUUCCAUGUGAAGCCAGUGGUAAUCCUCAACCAACCAUCCAUUGGACCAAGUUACCAGCAGGAGCUGAUCCAUCAAAAAACAAAUAUGGUAACAGAUUUAAGAUUCUUCCCAAUGGUACACUCUCCAUUCAGAAUACAAACAUCCAGGAUCGUGGACAGUACUUGUGCGUGGCUGCCAAUCAACAAGGUUCAGAUAAGCUUCUGGUCACUUUGUCUGUGGUUACCUAUCCACCAAGAAUUCUAGGGAAAAGUUCCAAGAUCAUUACUGUUCACUCUGGCAAGCCAGCAGUUAUGAAGUGUGCCUCUGAAGGCCGUCCCAUUCCUUCUAUAACUUGGAUCCUUGCAAACAAAACUCAAAUCUCUGAAUUUUCAGUGGAAAAUGAGGCUGUUUCUCUACACUCAGAUGGCACUUUACUGAUCAAGAAAGUCAAUGUUUAUGACCGAGGGAUAUAUACCUGCAGAGCAGAUAAUCCAUUUGGCUCAGAUACUAUGGCAAUAAGGUUGCAAGUCAUUGCUGCACCACCCAUUAUACUGGAAGAUAAGAAGCAACUUAUACUAGAGACCAUGGGGAGAAGUUUGAAGUUUCCUUGCACUGUCAAAGGAGACCCUCAUCCAACUGUUCACUGGGUUUUCCCUGAUGGAACAGAGGUAAAACCACUGCACCCUUAUCUAAAUGAUAAGGGUUUUUUGUUCCCUAAUGGAACACUUCUUAUCAGGAAUAUAGUUCCUUCUGACAGCGGUAAAUAUGAAUGUAUAGCGACAAGCUCCACAGGUUCAGAAAGGAGAGUAGUACUACUUCAAGUGGAACACCAAGAUAUAAUACCCCGAAUUGCAGCUACAUCCCAAAGAUGGACUCAGCUGAAUUUUGGGAAUAGGUUACUUCUGAAUUGCUCAGCUAUAGGGGAGCCAAAACCCAGGAUAAUAUGGAGAUUGCCUUCCAAAGCUGUGGUUGACCAAUGGCACAGAAUGGGAAGCCAAAUCCACGUGUAUCCUAAUGGAUCCUUAGCUGUUGAGUCAAUCACAGAAAAGGAUGCAGGUGAUUAUAUUUGUGUAGCACGAAACAGAAUGGGCGAUGAUUUCACCCUUUUGAAAGUCAGCGUGACAAUGAAGCCUGCAAAAAUUGAUCACAAGCAGUAUUUUAAGAAACUGGUACCUUAUGGAAAAGACUUCAAAGUGGAUUGUAAAGCUUCAGGAUCUCCUGAGCCAGAAAUAUCUUGGAGUCUGCCAGAUGGCACAACAAUCAAUAACGCAAUGCAAGCCGAUGAUAGUGGACAUACGCUGAAGAAGUAUACUCUGUUUAACAAUGGGACAUUGUAUUUCAAUAAGGUUGGAAUGCUGGAAGAGGGGGAUUACACUUGCCAUGCUCAAAAUACACUGGGAAAAGAUGAGAUGAAAGUGCAGAUAAAAGUGGUUGCAGCUGCACCUCGUAUCAAGCAGAAUUUAAAGGCCUAUGCAAAGAUAAAAGCAGGAGAUGAUGCAUUCUUUGACUGUGAUGCUAUAGGGGAACCUAAGCCUAAAAUAUUUUGGCUGUUGCCUUCUAACAAAAUGAUUUUAGCUUCUACUCAGAGAUAUAGUCUCCAUAUUAAUGGAUCUUUGUCAAUCAUUAAAGUAAGGCUUUUAGAUGCUGGAGAAUACAUGUGUGUAGCACGCAAUUCUGGUGGAGAUGAUGCCAAGGUUUAUAAACUAGAUGUAAUCUCUAAACCACCUCUGAUCAAUGGUUUGUAUUCUAACAAGACUGUCAUUAAAGCAACAGCUAUAAAACACUCAAAAAAGCAAAUAGCUUGCAAUGCUGAAGGAGAUCCUGUGCCCCAGAUUAUGUGGAUAAUGCCUGAUAAUAUUUUCCUAACAGCCCCAUACUAUGGAAGUAGGAUAACCAUACAUAGGAACGGGACUCUUGAAAUUCGCAAUGUAAGAGCUUCAGAUACGGCGGAGUUUAUUUGCGUAGCACGUAAUGAUGGGGGAGAAAGCAUGCUGGUAGUCCAUUUGGAAGUCCUUGAGAUUCUAAGGCGCCCAAUUUUCAGGAACCCAUUUAAUGAGAAAGUUAUAGCAAAACCUGGAAAAGCCGUAUUUUUGAAUUGUUCUGUUGAUGGAAACCCACGUCCUGAGAUAAUUUGGAUAUUACCAAAUGGUACAUGGUUCUACGUUGGUACUAGAACACUCCGGUUUUAUUUGGGAAGCAACGGCACCCUUGUCAUCAAUAGACUUUCUAAAGCAGAUGCAGGAAAAUACAGAUGUACAGCUAAAAAUCAAGUAGGCUACAUUGAAAAGUUGAUCAUAUUGGAAACUGGUGAAACACCCACAAUUUUUUUCCAUUCUGGAGGGGAAAUAAAAAGUAUGAAUGGGGAAUCUUUAUCACUUCACUGUCUCGCUACUGGAAGUCCCAAGCCAAACAUUAUAUGGACGGUCCCCAGUGGCUUUGUCUUAAACCAGCCUCAAAUUAAUGGGAAGUAUUCAUUACUGGAGAAUGGUACCUUACUUAUUAGAGAAAUCAAUAUUCAUGAUAGAGGAAGUUAUAUGUGCAAAGCUCAGAACUAUAUUGGUGAUUCAAAGGUAGUUGUUUUUGUAACGAUUGUGGGACAUUCACCAAGGAUUACAAAACGACCCCCAAGGAAUAUUCAUACUGUGGCUGGAUUGGCGAUUCAGCUUCAUUGUAUGGCAUUCGGGAUACCAGAUCCAGAAAUUACAUGGGAGCUGCCUAACCAUUCAUUAUUUUUCACAGGCAUCAAAGGUCAACUAUCUGGAAGUGAGACUAUUCACCCACAAGGAACAUUAAUAAUUCACAAUCCAAAUUCAUCAAAUUCAGGCAUAUAUAAAUGUGUGGCUAAGAAUCAGUUUGGCAGGGAUUUCACAGUGACAUAUCUUCAAGUUAUUUCAAAUGGGAAUAAAAUCUAAAAUGGACCAUUUGGCUUUCAAAGAUGUUUAAUCAAAACCAGUCAAAAGGCAUUUCAAUUUUGGUGCUAUUAUUACAAUUCUAACUUUACAGUUGUCAAGCUAAAAGACAUUUAGGUUUGGGAAGGUUUUGCAUUAUGACCUAGUGUUGAUUUUAAGACAAUAUUAAAAAGUAACCUUAAAAACUUAAGGCACUUAAGUUUCCAACAAAAAUAACAGUAAAAAUGACAACAUAUUCUCUAAAGAUACUUGCAAUACAAAAUAUUUAGCACAAUAAUGGAUUUUUAAAUGCUAGUUUUUAUUUCCCACUUGAUAGUAUAAACAGUGUAAAGCUUUUGAAAAACAUGAUUGCUGGUUUCAUUUAUUAUUGAUGUGAAUGACCAUUUUCUAAUUCUUGAUAGUUUCAAAUAUUUUACAACAAAGAAUAUGGAUUUGUUUGUAAUACUACAAUAUUCUUUCAUGCAGAAGUCCUUUUGUGGGGGCAGUGGAAGAACAAAUAUGAAAUACUUAUUUCAAUGCUUUUUAAAAAAAAUUAAGCUUGCAUUAUUUUUUUACAAUGAAUGCUAUCAAAACUGCAUGUGAAGAAAUGAAAAUGUAAAUAUUAAUUAUAUUGCCAAUUAUUGUAUGUGAGGAAAUAUUUUUAUAUAUCAUAGGUUUUAAAGCAUACUAUUUAUUACCAGUAUGCUUUAUUGAAAGGCAAGAAAUCAUGUUUCUUUUUAUGGUCACAUGAAAUUAAUAUGAUCCAGAGUGCCCUUAAAAUAACAGAAAUGGUAUGUCCAAAAAUAUUGUCCUAGUACUAUACGUAUUAUGUACUAAACACAUGCAUAUUGUUCUUAAGCUGUCUUCUCAGGGCAAAUUUUUAAAAUAUGCAAGAACAUAAUUACUAAUAGGAAAAACUUAGCUGAGGAAGUGGAAGUAGCAAGGACAUCAGAAAAAAGUUACCAUGUAAUAUUGGAGAUAACUGAUUCGAAAGGAAACUAAAUCUGAAUACAAUAAAUAUGUAUAUUCAACUUUUAAAAAGUCAGAUUUUAAUAAAGUUAGCAAUUAUAAAAAUGGUUUUGUGUUAGGGAGAAAGUGAUAAGAAAGAGAGCUUAAAAAUAGUAAGAAUUUCUUUAAAGAGGAAGUAUACUAAAAGAACAAUUGCAAAUAAUUCCAAUGACCAACAAAUGGAAAACAGCAAAGUAAACCAAUGUGGAAAUGUAAUAAUUAUGAAAGUGAAAAUGAAAGAAAAGCCGCCACUGACCAUCUGACCUGGUGCUAUGCGAGUCUUACAAAUUCUUUAAUAUGGGUAUUCUGCACCUCUUAGAAGACGAUGCUAAUGCUGAAGAACAUCUUUGAUGGCUAAAAAUGCCAUGUUAAAAACACAGUAGAUCCUUUUAAAAUGGACAAAGAUGUCUAGAAAGGAAUGUGUAUGGGAGGGGAUUGUUAUCAAACUCGAGUGGAUUACAAAAUUAUAACUCCCAAAAUAAAAUUUAGAAAUAUCAGCCAUCACAAUAGAAUAUUUCAGUGGGAUGUGAAUGAUGGUGGAUGGAUUGAGAAAUGAAUGCCUAUAGCUUGUUGGCUACUUAAAAGAAAUCCCCUUUCCUGAUAAGAUCAAAAUUAACAAUAAAUCCAUACUAAAAAUUGACAGAUUCUAUAAAGCAGUCUGGAUCUUUGAUUGGGAAGCAGGAAUGCACACAAAAAUUAAUUUUACUUAGCUUGAUUUAUCUGAAAUAUUUUAAGGAAAUAUGUAUAAUAUCUAAUGCAGGUAAAUGAAUGCUACAACUUAGCAUAAACUAUUGUAAAGAUGUUGAAGAACUUGAUCAGUGCGGAGAGUGGGAUUGGUAAAACAGCAAUAUAUCAAACUAUAUUACAAUGUAAGUUAAAAUCAUGACAAAUAUUAUAAUCUUUUAAAAAUUGUCAAAGUCAUUAGGAUGACUAAUGAUUACCUACCUCACUGAAUUUUUUGAGUAAUGGCUCAUGAGUAUCUACAUUGCUACAAGUACAGUACAUGAGUAUGUACACUGAAUGAAAAAUGUAAUAUAAAUCAACUAGGUUGGAAGCUGAAAGACGUUAUUACUGUAUAUUCAAACUUCCUGUAACAAGAAUCAAAGGUCCUUAAAUAUUCCUGAUCCUCUUUCAUAUUAAUCAGAUUAUAUGACCACGUAAAUAUAAUCUAAUAAAAAGCACAUGUCCUCGGCAGUGUUCCAAGAUUUCAGAAAUAAAUAGAAAAGAGUAAGAUCCCUUUUGGUUAGAGCCAACAAUCAUAGAUUAUACUUUUAGAUGUUAAAAAUGUGUUCUUGCAGUGAUCGGAUAGGAUGACUCUGCACUUGAUAGUUUUAAUCCAUCAGAAAGGAUAAGUCUGCAUUGUGUGAUGGUAUUUCAUGGGAAUCAGAUUAUAUAAAGAAUUAAGGGUGGGCAGGGGCUAUGCCCCUUCUUUUCUAAAUACCUCACGAUAGUAUGAAUUUUACAUAUUCACACUGAAAAAUGUGAAAGUAUACCUGUUACUGAAUGAUCAAAAUAUGAAAUUAUACCUGUUACGGGACAAUCAGUAGUGGGAGUUGGGUUCUACAGGCAGAAAUUGUUAAAUCCCCGGAAUCAAAGGGGACGACAUCCUUGUGUCAGUGAAGGUUUGGAUUGUGAGUCUGAAUACAAGCCUAUUGGGAAAAUGUAACAGGGAACAUGGAUAAAAUUGGAGUACUGAUGGUGAGUAGCAGUUGUCCAGUGAUUGUGUAAUGAAUCCUCAUUUUCCGUACUGGCCAGUAGUCUACAUAGACAAACUAAAGAGAUCCUAUCUGUGAAUGCUAGAUGUUUCAGGAUAGUUGCUAUGAUGCCAGAAUUUAGACUUGUAAUUGUACUUCACGGUCAAUCUCAGUGGGCAGACUAACAUGAAUUACUGUUUGGACUCCACUUCACUUGUGGUUCUUUCAGUAUCAGCCCCUAAUACCUAGAAUUCCUCAAUUUACAAGCAGCUAGGUCUACAGCAUAGUAAGGAUCUGUCUACAAAUGAUCCUCACUGCCAUCCUAACAAACACAACUCUUUGUCAAUGCUUUGAAAGAGAGGGUAGUCUUUUUAGGCAUCCAUAUACAAAAUGACCAGAAUCUCCAAAAUAUAGAUAGACAUCUUGAAUGCAACAUUUCAGCUUUGUUCAGAAAGAAGAGCUCUGCUAAAUCUGAGUAGUAUGCAUGGAUUCAACUUCUAAAGUUGCUAGUGCAUGGGAAGGAAGGAAUGAAAAAGAAUAGUUGCUACAAGCUUCAUGCAGACAUGGCUAUAAAUCUCAGAUAACCCAUUAUUCAGGAAUUGUCUUAUUUGGUAGAAGUUUUGUAAGACAUGAAUCAACAAACUUACUUUCCUUAUUGCACAUAAGAAUGGAAAUCAUAUAAGCAGAGAUUGUCCAAUGCAAUACACAAAAAUCAAACUCAUUUAUAGGCAUAUGCUCCAGGAUUUAUAUUUAAUGGCUUUUUUCCCUCUUCUCUUUCUAAAUUCAUGGUCACCUGCCAUUCUCCUGAUGACCCUGAAAGACACCUGAUUUAUUUUAAGAAAUCGUUGUUUCUAGCACAUCUUCAUUCUUUACACAGCCAAUCUGACAAUUUACUUAGCAGGAACAAAUUUUGUCAGGCUUGCAUUUUUUUUAGAUAAAUAACUUAAUCAGAUCCUAUUGAUGGAACUGAAUUAUUCCUAGAGUAUGGCUCUGGA
This is a messenger RNA of Thamnophis elegans (Western terrestrial garter snake), 11626 nucleotides long. It is a transcript of the gene IGSF10, whose product is annotated as immunoglobulin superfamily member 10. The transcript has 6 exons. Gene Ontology annotation, cellular component: extracellular region. The coding region runs from base 19 to 7953 and encodes 2644 amino acids. NCBI's taxonomy places the organism in Eukaryota, Metazoa, Chordata, Lepidosauria, Squamata, Natricidae. Gene Ontology annotation, molecular function: protein binding. The record is from RefSeq and is a predicted model, not a curated record.